Drosophila innubila is the source of this 1597-nucleotide messenger RNA. Its product is annotated as sensory neuron membrane protein 1-like. Gene Ontology annotation, cellular component: cytoplasm; membrane. Gene Ontology annotation, molecular function: scavenger receptor activity. NCBI's taxonomy places the organism in Eukaryota, Metazoa, Arthropoda, Insecta, Diptera, Drosophilidae. The record is from RefSeq and is a predicted model, not a curated record.
AUGUAUCUCAAGGUAAUAAUAGUAUCUUUUUUGGUGCUGCUUUUGGGAGCUCUCAUAGGUUUUCUAGGGUUUCCCAUGCUGUUUCAGGAGCUGGUCAAGCGGAGCAUCAAUCUGAAACCUGGCAGCGAAUCUCGUCAGUUGUGGCAACAGCUGCCGUUUCCCAUGAUCUUUAAGAUCUAUGUCUUUAAUGUAAGCAAUCCAGAGGAAGUUGAAGCAGGCGGUAAACCUCAGCUCGAGGAAGUGGGUCCUUUGGUAUUCGAGGAGUGGAAAGACAAGUACAAUCUUAAAGAUAUAGAAGAAGAGGAUGCUAUUAGCUUUAAUAUGCGCAAUACAUUCCAGCUACGUACAGAUUUGGGACUCAGCGGGGAGCAGUUGAUAACCAUGCCACAUCCUCUGCUGCAGUUCAUGGCCAUAGCUAAUUUGGGGCAACCAAAUGAGACGCAGUCAGCAGUUGCCUUAGGAUUAGAUCUGAUCUUCAAACCUCACAGUGCCUUCAUCACGGCCACGUUUAUGGAACUCUUCUUUGUGGGCAUCUGGGUCAACUGCGAACAGGAGCAUCCGGCGGCCCAGGCCAUCUGUCAGCAGUUCCAAGCGGGCGCUGUGCCAGGAGCAGUUGCCAUAAAUGCCACACACUACAAAUUCUCGCUAAUGGGCGCGGCAAGUCCCUGUCAAAGGGGAAGAGUAGCGAAUUCUUUACUAAUCUUUCACUUGCAGGGCAAUCACACAAAUGCUGGGAGCUUUAAGGUGUCCCGGAGUAGAUCCAAGGGCUCAACAGUUGGACGUGUGCUGCAAUUCAAUGGAGCGGCUGAGUUGCAAGUGUGGCAGGAUAGUCACAGUGGCAGCUGCAAUCGCUUGCGUGGCACAGAUGGCACCAUCUUUCCGCCCUUCAUGCGACCACAGCAGGGACUCUGGAGCUACUCCGCCCAACUAUGCCGCUCGUUGUCACCCAAGUGGGUGGAAAAAACCAGUUACAAUCAGCUUCCCGCACAGCGCUAUGAACUUAACUUUGGCUCACCACGCCUGGAAGCGGAUUUGUCCUGCUAUUGUACAAGCUAUCCCGACGAUUGUCCUGCCGAUGGCACCAUGGAUCUGUUACGCUGCAAUGGAUCACCUUUGAUUGCGUCCCUGCCACAUUUCUAUCAGUCAGAGCCAAAGCUCUUGAAUCAAGUUGAAGGAUUGUCGCCGUCAGCGGCUAAACAUGCCAGCACUUUGAUCUUUGAACAGUUAUCCGGCACAGUGCUCUCUGUCUACAAUCGACUGCAGUUCAGCCUGAAGGUGUCACCUGUCCAGCAUGUUCAGGUGUUGGCCCAAUUGCGCAGCUUGGCCUUGCCACUCUUUUGGAUCGAGGAAUCCCUGCAGCUGGAUGAAAAGAUUACAGCCGUGUUGCAUAAAAAGAUAUUUAGCGUCCUCAAUAAAAAUAACUUGUUCAGAUGGCUGGCCAUAGGACUGGGCAGCUUGGGCUGUGCUCUGGGUGGACUCUUCCUGCAUCUACGGCGCAACGAUGUGAAGCGCGUGGGCGUCGAAGAAAGCGUUGCAGCAGAACAAUAGAAGAUAAAACUACAAUUCUUAAGUUAAACUUAUAUAAAGACAACUGCAU